AUGGAAUAUGAAGUUUCAGACAGUAGUGGUACUGAUGAUGAUCUCCCACCAUCAAAUCAAAAUAGAGUUGUAAGAGGAGGAAGAGUUUCAGGAAGUGGACAAUCUGCUUUAAUUUCUGCAACAUAUUCUAGAGUGCAAGCUGACAUGGAGGCCCAAAUUCAUCACCUUGAACAAGAGGCUUAUAGGGCUGUACUUAGUGCUUUUAAGGCUCAGUCAGAUCAACUUUCUUGGGAUAAGGAGGGUUUGAUUACAGAACUUAGAAAAGAGCUUAGGGUGUCAGAUGAUGAACACAGAGAGAUCUUAACAUUGGUCAAUAGAGAUGAUAUCAUUCAAAGGAUAAGGGAGUGGAGAGAGGCGGGUGGCCAGCAAGCUCCCAGGUUCAAUGUAUCACAGUCUGUUCGUGAUGUUUUGCCCAGUCCCACUGUUUCUGCAUCCCGUAAAAAACAGAAGACAUCUCUAAUGUGCCCCACUGGUCCUCCCAGAAAUCAACAUUUCGCGAACCGUGGUUCAGCCUAUGAUGAUAAGGAAAUUGGAAAAGAAGUGUGGACAAGAUGGCCCGAGGACAACAACUUCUACAAGGCUGUCAUAACUCGCUAUAACCCUGCUGAGGGCCGACAUGCUCUUGUCUAUGAUAUGAAUACAGAAAAUGAGACGUGGGAAUGGGUUGAUCUCAAUGAGAUGGCUCCAGAGGACCUUCGUUGGGAAGUUGGGGAUCUGGGAAUUUCUCAUGGCGGCCCAAGCCAUAUAAUGAAAAAAUCUAUGAGCCAUGGUGGUUUUAUUUCAAGUUCUGUAAGAGGGAGGGGAUCCACUAAGGAUCAAUCAAAAAGAGAAUUUCUUCUAACACAGAAUGGUAUUGCAAGGAAACUUUCUGACAAUAUUGAGUUACUCAACACAGAGGCCCUUGUUAAGGAGGUGGAAAGGGUUUUUGGUGUCAGUUAUCCCGAUCCUCUUGAGCUUGAGAAGGCAAAAAAGAUGUUAAAAGAACAUGAACAAGCACUUGUUGAUGCAAUUGCAAGGCUUGCAGAUGCAUCUGAUGGAGAAAGUGACGGAGACCCACGAUUCUUGCAUGGGCAAGCAAUGGAGCAGGAAUGA
This is a messenger RNA of Dovyalis caffra, 1092 nucleotides long. Lineage: Eukaryota; Viridiplantae; Streptophyta; Magnoliopsida; Malpighiales; Salicaceae. The record is from the annotation of a GenBank genome assembly.